UCUUUCACCUCCUCUCUCCUCUCCCCUCCGCCUCCCCCGCCAUGCCGCCUCCUGCGGCCGCCCUCACGUGGUUCUCCAUUGCCACGAUUGCCGUCGCCGCCGCCGCCGUCGCAUCAUCAACGGUGGAGGGCAUCGGAGUGAACUGGGGGACGCAGAUGUCGCACCCGAUGCUACCGACGACGGUGGUGCGGAUGCUGAAGGCGAACGGCAUCAGCCAGGUGAAGCUGUUCGACGCGGACGCGUGGACCGUGGGCGCGCUCGCGGGCACCGGCAUCGAGGUCAUGCUCGCCAUCCCCAACGACCAGCUCGCUCGGAUGAGCAGCAGCUACGACAACGCCAAGAAGUGGGUCAAGGAGAAUGUUACCAGAUAUGACCACGAUGGAGGGGUCAAUAUCAAGUAUGUGGCCGUGGGUAAUGAGCCCUUCCUGAAGAGCUACAAUGGCUCGUUUCUGAACACCACCUUUCCCGCCCUAAAGAACGUUCAAAAGGCCCUGGACGAGGCCGGGGUCGGAAACCGCAUCAAGACCACCGUCCCGCUCAAUGCCGAUGUCUACAGCUCCCCAGAUAACGACCCCGUGCCGUCCGCCGGCAACUUCCGCUCCGACAUCCGCGAGCUCAUGGUACAGAUUGUUCGCUUCCUCCAUGACCACAACGCCCCGUUCGUCGUCAACAUCUAUCCCUUCCUCAGCCUCUACCAAAACCGCGGCUUCCCCGUCGACUUUGCCUUUUUUGAUGGCGGCGGCCCCACCAUCGAUGACAAGGAGGCCCACUACACCAACGUGUUCGACGCCAACUACGACACUCUUGCCUGGUCGUUGAAGAAGGCCGGCGUGCCUAACAUGCCAAUCAUCGUCGGCGAGGUAGGAUGGCCCACCGACGGUGAUAAAAAUGCUAAUGUAAUUUACGCAAAGAGAUUCUACGACGGCUUCUUUAGGAAAAUGGCGAAGAAAGAAGGGACGCCGCUCCGUCCUGGGAAGAUAGAUGUCUAUCUCUUCGGCUUGAUCGAUGAGGAUAUGAAGAGCGUUCUACCAGGAGACUUCGAGCGGCACUGGGGGCUCUUCACUUACGACGGAAAGCCAAAGUUCCCAAUGGACCUUUCUGGGCAGGGACAUGAUAAGUAUUUGGUGGGCGCCACCGGCGUGGAGUACUUGCCGGCACAAUGGUGCGUGUUCAACCGGGAUGCCAAGGACCUGAGCAGCCUGGAUGGGGACAUGGAGUUCGCGUGCUCGAGCGGCGAUUGCACGGCGUUGGUGCCCGGAUCGUCGUGCAAUGGCUUGGACAAGUCCGGGAAAAUAUCGUAUGCAUUCAACAUGUACUUCCAGAUGCAGGACCAGGACGUGCGCGCGUGCGACUUCGGCGGGCUGGCGAAGAUCACUACCAAGAACGCGUCGCAAAACGGGUGCUUGUUCCCAGUGCAGAUCCUAAGUGCGGGGGUGAAGACGUCGGCAGCAGGCGCAGCCGCGGCGGCCGCGGCUAUUGGCAUGACUCUGCUGUUGCUUCUGUGAAGUAGAUUUACGUACUACUACUUCACAGUCGAAGUUGGAAAUUUAAGAGGAGGUCGAUCUCUUCAAGUUCCCUUGUUACUUCGGUUGUUUUACUUGCUUAAUUAUAUGUUAUUUCUCGUAUUACAAAGGAUCA
This is a messenger RNA of Ananas comosus (pineapple), 1638 nucleotides long. RefSeq names its product glucan endo-1,3-beta-glucosidase 8-like. Gene Ontology annotation, molecular function: hydrolase activity, hydrolyzing O-glycosyl compounds. NCBI's taxonomy places the organism in Eukaryota, Viridiplantae, Streptophyta, Magnoliopsida, Poales, Bromeliaceae. Gene Ontology annotation, cellular component: plasma membrane. The transcript has 4 exons. Gene Ontology annotation, biological process: carbohydrate metabolic process. The coding region runs from base 42 to 1505 and encodes 487 amino acids. The record is from RefSeq and is a predicted model, not a curated record.